GAUUGGGGGGUGGGGGGAUUCAGAAGUGAUAUGGACAUCCCACCGCAGCCCCAAACCCCAGGGGGAACCCAGGAGUCCGGGACCCCAGUCGCCUCGCAGAGCCGGGGAGAGAACGCAGGAGUCCUGGCUCCAAACAUCCACCGCCCGCACCAGCUCCCACCCACUGGACUCCACUCCGCUACCAGAUAUGGGGCUAAACCCAGGAGUCCCGGCUCCCCACGCAAGCCCAGCAGAUCUGCCGCCACCCGUCCCGGAAUUGUGGGGGGGAGCCGACGGACGGACCCAGGUGUCCCGUCCUACUUUGUCUCUGACUAUGACCCUACCAUCGAGGACUCAUACACUAAGAUCUGCAACAUUGAUGGCAUCCCCACCCGGCUGGACAUCCUGGACACAGCAGGGCAAGAGGAGUUUGGGGCCAUGCGGGAGCAGUACAUGCGCACGGGUGAGGGGUUCCUGCUCAUUUUCGCCAUCAAUGACCAUGGCAGUUUCAAUGAGAUCAACAAGUUCCACACUCAGAUCCUGCGGGUCAAGGACCGUGAUGAGUUUCCCAUGAUCCUCGUGGGCAACAAGGCCGACCUGGACAUGCAGCGCCAGGUGCCCAAGGAAGAGGCACUGGCUUUUGCCCGGGAGAAUCGCAUCCCUUACAUGGAGGCCUCGGCCAAAAUCCGCCUCAACGUGGACGAGUCCUUCCACGAAGUUGUCAGAGCCAUCAGGAGGUUCCAGGAACAGGAGUCCCCACCUGCCCCCACUGCACACCCCACAAGCAAAGAGUCCAAGGGCUGCCCCUGCUGUAUCCUCUAGCAGGGCACUGGAGGGAUCCACCCUUCCCCCACGACUUUCAACCCCGGCACCCAGAAAGGAAAGGGAGAUCCCUCCCUGAAUCCUUGGGGUGCUGGGGGGAUGGUAUUACAGCAGCAGAGGGGUGCAACAGCAGGCUGAGGGGCUGGCCUGCCAGUGCUGCAUGUAAAUAUCUAUAAAUAGGUGUUACUGGGGGGUAGGUGGUGGGGGUCCAGAGAUUUGGGGGGGCAGGGACAGAGAGGGGGGCCUCUCUGGCUUAGGGGUAAUUUGGCCCUGAUUAUGGGGUAGUAAUGGGGGGCAGCCCCCCUGUCAGACUGCAGCAUCUGGAAGAAGGGGGGGCCCACACUGGAGACUGUCCUAGCUGACCUCCCAGGGGCUCUUAACUAGCACUGUGUGGGGGCUGGGGGACUGGGAAACAGCCCCCACCCAGCAAAGCUAGGGGUGGGUGGGGGCUGUCGGGCACUAAGGUACGGGGAAGGACAAGAUGGUUUCUUCCUAUGCUGCCCCCCCCCCCCAAAUGGGGUCCCCAAAACAGAAGAAAUGCCCCUUGCUACAUUAGGCCAAAGCUUGAUCCUAAGAGCAGACCCUGGGGGGGGGGCGGGGUUGUGGGGAGGGGAGGCACAGCUCACUCUGUAGCUGGAUCUAGUACAUCCCUUCCCCCCUGUAUUUGGGGGUGGGGGAUCCCACUGUGUACACGUAUAGAGGCAGGGACCAGGGGUCCCUGUGGGGUGAUGCCACGGACAAUUCUAAGCACUGCUUGGGAAGGGAGGGGGGCGGGCGAGGGGAGACCAAGGGGAUUCUGGGAAAGAGGCAACAAACAGGCUGGGAUGUGGCAGGGGGGAUUACAGAUUCCCCACCCCAACAAGGGGCAUAGGGGAUGGGAGAAGACCCCCCCAUACUCCAUAGCAUGGGGUUGGGAGACCCAAGAAGUGACUCACUCUCCUCCCCCUCCCAUCACCAUCACAGAAGCAGUGAAUGGUCAGUUCAUUACAUAGGUGGUUGGGUUUUUACUGGAGGCCAUUGUGGGAAGGGGUGGGGAGUGUUGCUGGGGGUUCAGUCUUCCUCACUCUGAGGCCCUUGCCAGAGAUACCAAAGACCAAAUUCCUUCUCCCUGGUGUUAGUAAAGUCACGGGUGGUGGCUACAUUAAAGUGCCUUACAGUGA
Molecule: messenger RNA, 1961 nt
Organism: Alligator mississippiensis (American alligator)
Lineage: Eukaryota; Metazoa; Chordata; Crocodylia; Alligatoridae
Gene: RRAS
Product: RAS related
Exons: 6
Coding region: 31-801 (256 amino acids)
Biological process (GO): signal transduction
Cellular component (GO): plasma membrane
Molecular function (GO): GTP binding; GDP binding; GTPase activity
Source: RefSeq, a predicted model, not a curated record